Erythranthe guttata (spotted monkey flower) is the source of this 1178-nucleotide messenger RNA. Its product is annotated as translation initiation factor. The record is from RefSeq and is a predicted model, not a curated record. Lineage: Eukaryota; Viridiplantae; Streptophyta; Magnoliopsida; Lamiales; Phrymaceae.
ACCCCCUUCUCAAUUCUUCUAAUACGACACCGUAUGUUCUACUCAUAUUCAAUUUAUCAUUCGAUUUACGUUUUCCCUCUCGCUCUCUCUCUCUCUCUCUCUCUCUCUCUCUCCGUUCAGUGUUGUGGCUCAGCUACUGCGAUUUUCCAUAAGUGCGCAAUUCAAUAGCUCAUAAUCGAAGAGAGUGUGGCAACUUCAAUGCCUAGGCGGAAAGUAAGAAAAAAUGCUAAACAACCUGUUAGCAACAAUUUAGAUCAAGAUGGAGUCCCGACAGAUAAUAACGAAGAAGAUUUCGUGGACCAUGAAGUUGAACGACAAAGUGCUGCAAUCAGGGCUCUACGGGAUGUGGAAAUUGAACAACUGCAGACUAUGUUAAGGUUGCUUUGCUCCUAUUUCAGCGAGGAACAGUUGCAAGUCCCAUUACUGCCUUUUUUCGAGGAAAACUUUCCAAACCUAUCUAUUCCAAAAGCAGGGAAAGAUGGCAAGUAUGAAGUGAAAUGGAAAGACAGAGAAGAAAUCUUGUCUAUGAACAAUGCUGAUGGAAGAACACUACAUUCUUCUUUUCUACAUCGGCUUUCAAUGGCUUAUCCUGAUUACUCUGCUGGAAUUCCUUCUAUGGGUGGCUUCGAAUUUUCAAAUAAAACCGUGAAAACUGGCUUUUUCGGUGCUGAUAAACUGCAAAUCAGGAGUCUUGUCUUGGAAGAGCCAUCUGACUCACAAAUAUUAGAACCGAAGGAUAGCCUGCAGACACCAAAUGUUAGUAAUAAUAGAUUGUCUGUUGGCAUAACCCCGAAAACUCUGAGGCUUCCAAAGUGCGGUGAGGUGCUUCUGUCUGUACAUGGAUCGCCCCUUGGUGUUUAUAAGGAAGACAACAUGGAAACUAUACAAGAGACAGACGAUGGUUGAAAUCAUAUGUUAUUAGAGGAAGAUGUACUGCGUUUAAAGAGGCUCACUCGAAUGUAUUUAACUGAAAUCAUGCUACUUCAAUAUAUGUAAGUAAUCGAUAAACUUUCUACGCUAUCGAUCUUGUUUGUUGCUUGUCUGAAUAGAGUGACCUUAGUUAUCUUAAGACUUAGAUUUUAUUUUCUAUGGUCUAAUUUGUGAUGAGAAAUGAGGAAAUAGUAAAGGGUUGUAAGAGAAAGACGUGUACAACAGCAACUUGUUAGCACUUGAUUAUA